This is a messenger RNA of Prunus avium (sweet cherry), 1952 nucleotides long. RefSeq names its product U3 snoRNP-associated protein-like EMB2271. Lineage: Eukaryota; Viridiplantae; Streptophyta; Magnoliopsida; Rosales; Rosaceae. The record is from RefSeq and is a predicted model, not a curated record. Gene Ontology annotation, molecular function: protein binding; U3 snoRNA binding. Gene Ontology annotation, cellular component: small-subunit processome.
GCUCCUCACCGUCUUCUUCGCCGCUUAAACCUUAAACCCUCCAAAAGUAAAACCCUAGCAACUGAAGUAGCAGCAUUUGCCUCACAUUCCGUACAUUCCAACCAUGAAGAACAAGAAGAAAGGAGGCUCAGCUCCCAAGGGACCUAAGGGAGCCAAAAAGAGCAAGACUUACUCUCUCAAUGAAGACUCGUUUUUUAGCACUGAAUCGAAGAAACGCCGAAAAAUCGACCGUGAUGAGAUAGAGAGCGAUUCAGACGACGACUAUGGCGUCGUUGGGUCGGAUGGCGAGGGCGGUGGAGAGGAAGCUGAGGAGGCUGAGGCUAUAGAAGAAACUGCAGAUGAGAAGAGGAAGAGGAUAGCGCAAGAGUACUUGGAGAAGGUUCGAGGAUUAGCGAGGAGGGAGAAGGAAGAUGAGGAGGAUGAGAGUGAUGAAGAAGGUGAGAAGGAAGGCGAGAGAGACUCGCUUGUUGCCAAGAUUUUGCAGCAGCAGCAGCUCGAGGACAGUGGCCGAGUUCGCCGUGCCAUUGCUUCUAGGGUUCAAAAGCCUGAAUCUACUGAUGAAUUUCGGAUCUCAGUGAAGCAUCGACAAUCUGUUACUGCUGUGGCUCUGUCCGAGGAUGACUUCAAGGGCUUCUCAGCUUCUAAGGAUGGCACCAUUCUUCACUGGGAUGUAGAUAGUGGGAAAAGUGAAAGGUAUCUAUGGCCCCGUGAUGAAGUAUUAAAGUCUCAUGGGGUUAAGGAUCCACAAGGUCGAGCUACAAAGCAUAGUAAACAUGUGUUAGCUCUAGCAGUUAGCUCCGAUGGUCGGUAUUUGGCAAGUGGAGGCUUAGAUCGCCAUAUUCAUUUGUGGGAUACUCGUACACGAGAGCAUAUUCAGGCUUUUCCAGGUCAUAGAGGCCCCGUUUCAUGUUUAACUUUCAGGCAAGGGGCAUCGGAACUUUUUUCUGGUUCAUAUGAUCGAACAGUUAAGAUAUGGAAUGUUGAAGAUAGAGCUUACAUAGAUACAUUAUUUGGUCACCAAGGAGAAGUAUUAAGUAUUGAUUGCCUACGAAAAGAACGGGUUUUGUCUGUUGGACACGAUCGAAGCAUGCAGUUAUUUAAGGUUCCAGAGGCGUCACGUUUAGUAUUCCGUGCCCCUGCAUCUUCUUUGGAAUGUUGUUGUUUUAUUAGCAAUGAUGACUUCUUAUCCGGCUCUGAUGAUGGAAGUGUUGAGCUUUGGAGCAUGCUGCGAAAGAAGCCUGUUUGCAUAGUUAAGAAUGCUCAUCCUUGUUUGGCUGCACGCAAAAAUGUAGAACAGAAGGAUGGUGAUAGAAUUCCGAAUGGUCACAUAGAAAAUGGUGACCACACUUCUCAAAGUUAUGAUUGUUCAUCAACAUAUUCUUGGAUCAGUUCAGUCACUGUUUGCAGAGGCAGUGACCUUGCUGCAUCAGGAGCUGGUAAUGGCUCUGUUCGUUUAUGGGCUGUUGAAAGUGAGAGCAAAGCCAUGAAGCCCUUACACGACCUCCCAUUGGUUGGAUUUGUGAAUUCUUUAGCUUUUGCAAAAUCUGGAGGAUUUCUAGUUGCAGGAGUUGGGAAGGAACCUCGACUAGGAAGGUGGGGACACAUCUCAUCUGCUCGGAAUGGAAUUGCAAUCCAUCCCCUUAAGCUUUCAUCAGAAGAUACAGAUAAUUUUUAGCUCCCAAUUUUGACAAUCAUACACUUUUGCAUCUCCCAAUUUUGACUACAUUGAGUUGAUAAGUCAGAUGAAAUGUUGUUCCUUCUGUUCAAAAUUAUAUAGUUUAGCUUUACUUCUUUUUGUACUGUGGCUUGGUGUGUACCUUUAUAUCUAUUUCAUCUGACAAGGAGGCAGCGGAACAUUUUUCAAUCUGAAUUAGAAUCCGAAAUUCAAUUGUAGAAAGUGAUGUAAAAUUGUUGAGACCUAAAUUAGCAGCCUAUGGCACGUGCUUAUCGAA